This is a messenger RNA of Puntigrus tetrazona (Sumatra barb), 486 nucleotides long. RefSeq names its product translocase of outer mitochondrial membrane 6 homolog (yeast) (gene tomm6). The record is from RefSeq and is a predicted model, not a curated record. NCBI's taxonomy places the organism in Eukaryota, Metazoa, Chordata, Actinopteri, Cypriniformes, Cyprinidae. Gene Ontology annotation, cellular component: mitochondrial outer membrane translocase complex. The coding region runs from base 112 to 303 and encodes 63 amino acids. The transcript has 3 exons.
UUCCAACCGAGGAUCCGUAGCGCGAUACUGUUAACCUCGUGGUUUGCCGUAGAAAGCUCAAGGUAAUAUCAAAGAGCCUUUGGCUUGCUUGGAAAUUUAUCUACAAAUAAAAUGAGCGGAAAGAAAACAGAUGGGCGAUCAGGUGGUGCCAUGGGAUGGAUAAGCUCAGCUUGCCGUUUCGCGGCGGACAGAAAUGAUUUCAGAAGGAAUCUCCUCGUAAACCUGGGUUUAUUCGCAGCAGGUGUUUGGGUCGCAAGAAACCUUUCAGAUUUUGACUUGAUGUCUCCUCAGCCAGUCACGUAGCUCCCACCCAGCAAAAAAUAUAUAUUUUAACAGGUAGUGGUGAAAUGAAAGAACAUACAUUUUCCACCGAGGGUCUUGUUGAACAAGCCCAUUCAACGCUGAAGGGAAUAACUAUUGGAUAUUCACAACUGUAGAUUUCUUCUGUACUUCAUUGUGUUUUGUUGAAAUAAAUAUCACACUUAA